UUUCUUUAGGUGCCGCGUGGUGGUGUUGGUCAUGACGUCUGUAGUCAGCGAUACAGCCGAGGCUGUUGAACUCUGCCCCGCGUACAACCUCUACUUGAAGCCCAUCGCUAAAAUGACCCUCAGCGUGGCUCUCCCUCAUCUCAAGAUGCCGGGCAAGUCCAUCUCCAACUGGGAGGUGAUGGAGCGACUGAAAUCCAUGGUGCAGCCCGACCAGUUCUCCUCGCUCCGCAUCUCCAAGAGCACCAUGGACUUCAUCCGCUUUGAAGGCGAGGUGGAGAACAGGAGCGUGGUGAAGCGGAUCCUGGCCAGGCUGGAGGGGAAGAGCAUCAAGCUGAGCGGAUUCACAGACGUCCUGAAGGUGCGCGCGGCCGAGAACAAAGUGGAUUUCCCCACGCGCCACGACUGGGACUCGUUCUUCAGAGACGCUAAAGACAUGAACGAGACCGUGCCCGGAGAACGUCCCGACACCGUUCAUCUGGAGGGGCUUCCGUGCAAGUGGUUCGCCCAGAAAGACGCCUCUCCCGACAGACCCUCCGAAGCCGUUUUGAAAGGGGUUUUUGAGCGCUUCGGCAAGAUCCGGAACGCGGACAUUCCCAUGCUGGACCUGUACCGUGAGGAGAUGACGGGGAAGAACUUCAACACCUUCUCGUUUGGAGGACACCUGAACUUCGAAGGAUACGUGCAGUAUCAGGAUCAUACAGGUUUCGUUAAAGCCAUGGACUCUUUGAGAGGAAUGAAGCUGAUGUUUAAAGGGGAAGAUGGGAAAGCUGUCGCCUGCAAUAUUAAGGUGACCUUUGACACCAGCAAACAUUUGAGUGAAGCGUCACUGAAGAGACGUCAGCAGGAGCGUGAGAAACUUCAGGAGCUGGAGAGACAGAGAGAGGAACACAAACGCAAAGAGAAGGAAGAGGAGGAGAAACGCAAGGAGGAAGAGAAAAAACAGCGCGAGCGUGAGGAAGAGGAGAAGGAGAGAAGACGAGAGGAGAAACUGCGCAGACGAGAGCAGAAGCUGAAAGAGAGAGAAGAGAAGAAAAGCCAGAAGAAGAUGAAGAAACAGCAGGAGGAAGAACAGAAGAAGCUUCACCUGAAGAUCGCCACGGAAGAGAGAAAACUGCUUCUGGCGCAGAGGAACCUGCAGUCCAUCCGCCUCGUCGCCGAGUUACUGAGCAGAGCAAAGACUCUCAGACAGCAGCAGACGGAGCAGAAGAGGGCGGAGCUCAUGCGCCUGCAGCAGCUGGAGGAGCGCAGGCGGCUGCAGGAGGAGGAGCUGCGGCGUGUGGAGAGCGAGAAGGCACGUGCGCUGGAGCUGCAGCGGAAAGAACGCGAGCUGCGCGAGCGGCUGCUGGAAAACCUGCUGAAGAAAAGAACCAACACGCAGAGCCACGACAGCGAUCGUGUCCUCACCGAUCUGCAGGCGUGUGACGCGCCGGUGAACGGUGAGAUGAAACCUGCGUCUCUGGUCAAGACGGAAAACCAGGACAGCAAACCAAAGAUGCAAGAGAAGAUGACAAGUGAGGAGCGGGACAGGCCACAGAGAGAGAAGAGGAGCAGAGAGGUGGAAAGCGACAGACGCUCGCGUCGCAGCGGCGGGGGGCAGAGCCGGGAUCGUCACGCUCGCAGGAGUCGCUGCAGUCGCAGCAGAAGUGCACGGAGACGCAGCAGGAGGAGCGGCAGUCGAACGCGACGUGAUCGCGGGAGGCGUGAGCGAGCGAGUCCCGACCGCUGCAGGAAAUACAGUCACGGCCAGAGCAUGAGCAGCAGUCGCAGCAGUCGCAGCUCGAGUCGGUCGUCAAGCAGAGGUCCACGACGACACACUGACAGCCGCUCCAGACGAUAGAGAACCUGUCGUCCAAACACAUCCACAAUCACUCCAAAAUACAAACAAAGAGAUUAAAGACAGGGGUUUUUUUUUUGCAUUUUCAGCAGUUAGUCCCCCCCACACACAUUUCAUUACUUUUACAGAUUACUUUAAGAACAAUUUGAAUUGGUAUUAUUUUAUAAUGUGUUCAGAUGGACUGGUUGGCCUCACGAGGACUCGUCAGAAGAAGAUGAGGUCUGAAGUGAUGUUGGAUGAAAGACUGGAGUUGUUAUUGUUGGUGCUCUUGCAGUGGAUGUUAAAGACACACAAUAGAUUAAAGUGUUUAUUACUUGAAUUUUAAAGUAUAGAAACAGUAAGAGUCAGUGCUGGUUAGUGUAAGACUCUUAAAGUGACGGUUCACCCAAAAAGGAGAAUUCUUUCAUCAUUCACUCACUCUUGUCAUUUCAAACCCGUAUGACACAAAAGAAGAUAUUUUGAAGAAUGUUGUUAACCGGACCCCAUUCACUUGCAUUGGAUUUGUGUCCGUACAAUAGAAGUGAAUGGGUGCUGGUGCUGUUCGGUUACCAACUUUCUUCAAAAUAUCUUCUUUUGUGUCAUGCGGAAGAAAGACAGCCAUAGAGAUUUGAAAUGACAAGAGUGUGAGUAAAUGAUGACAGAAUUUUCAUUUUUGGGUGAACUCUCAAUUUCACCUCAUUUAGAAGUUUAUGUUGCUUGUUGUAGGACUGCGAUAAAGAAUCAACAUUUGUUUUCUUCUACACGAGUAUGAUGUUUGAUUUGGAUUUAAACUUCAGUAUUCAAUGACAGCGGAGCAACACUUGUGACAGUCACAAUAAAAGUGUCCGGAUCUCA
This is a messenger RNA of Triplophysa rosa, 2668 nucleotides long. It is a transcript of the gene akap17a, whose product is annotated as A kinase (PRKA) anchor protein 17A. The coding region runs from base 32 to 1837 and encodes 601 amino acids. Gene Ontology annotation, molecular function: nucleic acid binding. The record is from RefSeq and is a predicted model, not a curated record. The transcript is spliced from 4 exons. Lineage: Eukaryota; Metazoa; Chordata; Actinopteri; Cypriniformes; Nemacheilidae.